AUGGUCCAAGUUAAAGUGCAGUCAUAUGAGGAGCAAAGCACCAGGAGCAUUACAAAUACGUUACACCAUGCUCUAGGACCAUUCUUGGUGUUGUCACGCUUCUUUGGCACCAUGCCGGUUCUGGGAGUAUGGCCCAGGGCAGAUAUCGCCCUGGUGCGUUUCAAAUGGUGUAGCCUGCCGGUGUUGGUGACACUGACGCUGUGCCUGUUCGCCACCAUGGAUUUGUUUCUCUCCCUGAAGGUGGUGACCGAAAUGGGCAUAAUGCUAACAACAACAGGACCUUUGAGCUUCAGCAUUGGGUGCCUCACCGGCUUCAUUGUUUUCCUAUGGCUAUCACGUAAGUGGCCAAAUUUGAUUAAGUCCACGCGACGCCUGGAAGUGAUAUUUCUGCGGGGACCCUAUGCGGCAUGUCCAGAAUCGCAAAUGCUAAGUCGUCGCAUUCGUCUGACGGGGACCCUGUUUCUCGUGAGCUCGGUGGUGGAACACUUGUGCUAUGUGGGCAGCGGUAUUUACAGCAAUCAUCUGCAGAUCAAGGAAUGCAACUUAACGGCGGGGUUUUGGAAAAACUAUUACAUGCGAGAGCGUUGGCAGUUCUUUUCGCUGAUAGACUACACGGUGUGGUUGGUACCCCUAUUGCAGUGGAUAACCAUAUCAAUGACAUUCAUAUGGAAUUUUGUGGAUAUUUUUCUAAUUCUGGUGUCGCAAAGUUUGGCGGUGCGUUUCAAUCAAUUCAAAUGGCACGUCCAGUGUCAUCAGAAAAAGCAUAUGUCAAAUGACUUUUGGCUUGGCGUACGCAAGGAUUUUCUUGCAUUGACAGAUUUACUUUGGCUAUACGACACGGAUUUGUCUGGCUUGGUGAUGCUGUCAUGUGCACAGAAUUUAUAUUUUUUAGCCGUUCAGACGUUCCAUGUAUUUCUCUAUCGAGACAAUUUCAUGAGCGAAAUCUACUUUUGGUUCUCUCUGCUCCAUGUGGCCAUACGCACCUUCUACAUGAUGUGGUCGGCAGCAGCCAUUAAUGAGACGGCCUAUGGCAUUUUGAGCACAAUUUAUGAAAUACCCACCGCCUAUUGGUGUUUGGAGCUCAAAAGACUCAAUGAAAUCAUUAUAUCCGAUUUGAUUGCUUUAAGUGGCAAGGGUUUCUUUUUCCUUACCCGGCGUCUUAUGUUGGCUAUGGCCGGCACUUUGGUUAUUUAUGAACUCGUCCUGCUCGAUCAAGUGGAUGGCAAUGAUGUCCACACACCACUGUGUAAUCAAAGGAAGGGUUGAAUGUAUUCCUUUUGGUUUUUUUUCCACUUUGGAUGAUGAUGUCUAAGAAUGCCAUGAGCAGAUAAAAUGUUAAAAGAUUAUGUAUUUUAUAUUUGUGUAUGCAUUAUUUUAAUGUUUAUCGAUAUGUGUGUUAAGCUGUGUCGUUUUUAUACAUAUUUUGUUUAUUUCUUCAAAAAGUAAAUAUUUA
Musca domestica (house fly) is the source of this 1453-nucleotide messenger RNA. RefSeq names its product gustatory receptor for sugar taste 64c-like. Gene Ontology annotation, molecular function: sweet taste receptor activity. The coding region runs from base 1 to 1266 and encodes 421 amino acids. Gene Ontology annotation, cellular component: membrane. NCBI's taxonomy places the organism in Eukaryota, Metazoa, Arthropoda, Insecta, Diptera, Muscidae. The transcript has 9 exons. Gene Ontology annotation, biological process: sensory perception of sweet taste; detection of chemical stimulus involved in sensory perception of taste. The record is from RefSeq and is a predicted model, not a curated record.